Messenger RNA from Colletotrichum spaethianum, 1290 nucleotides. Its product is annotated as putative transporter. The record is from RefSeq and is a predicted model, not a curated record. Bases 1 to 1290 code for a protein of 429 amino acids. Gene Ontology annotation, molecular function: transmembrane transporter activity. Gene Ontology annotation, biological process: transmembrane transport. Gene Ontology annotation, cellular component: membrane. NCBI's taxonomy places the organism in Eukaryota, Fungi, Ascomycota, Sordariomycetes, Glomerellales, Glomerellaceae. The transcript is spliced from 4 exons.
AUGAGCGCGGCAACCGACCGCUCGCCUGAAAAGGUGGUUGAGACACCGGCAAAGGAUACGAAUGGAGCGGAUAGUCCUUCUGAAAUUGAAGCUGGAGACGAGGCGGUCGACACUAAAACGUUAUUGAGAAAGCUAGACGCCAAACUACUGCCAGCGGUCGGCAUUCUGAUCCCAUGCAACAUCAUCCUCAAGAGAACCACGCCGAGAUUUUGGCUUCCCACGCUAACAAUCGCCUGGGGGAUUGUCGCCACGCUUAUGGGUAUCGUAACGAAUAUGGCUGGGUUCUUUGUUGCCCGCUUCUUCCUCGGUGUCACGGAGAGUGGACUAUUCCCUGGUGUUGUGUAUUAUUUCUCUAUGUGGUAUAAGCGCCGUGAGAGACAGUACCGAAUUUCGCUGUUCUUCAGUGCUGCCUCUCUUGCCGGUGCUUUCGGUGGUAUCCUGGCAUGGGAGGGUAUUGUGACGGUUAUCAUUGCAACGGGCGCGUACUGGUUCAUCCAAAACUACCCCGAUACCGCCAUCUUCAUAUCGGACAAGGAACGUCGCUUUAUCAGGGCCAGGCUUGCCGCUGACAGCGAUGCGACUCACAACGAAAAGUUCACUUGGGGACACGUGAUGGACGCCAUUAAGGAUCCCAAGUGUUGGCUGUACGGUCUCGGAUUUCACACCAUGAGCUUACCGCUUUACACGUUCUCCCUCUUCAUCCCCACCAUCAUCAAGAACCUCGGCUACACCGCUGCCGUAGCCCAGCUUCUGACGAUUCCGCCAUACGCUCUCGCAUUCGUCACAACCUUGACAGUCGCAAUCUACUCCGAGCGGACCGGCCGCCGCGCAUUCUUCAUCAUGGGAUCAUCCGCUUUUGCGGCCAUUGGCUACAUCAUCCUGCUUGCCAACGGCGACCCGACUGGAAAGCCAGGCGUCUCCUACCUCGGUACCUUUUUCGCUGCUGGAGGCAUUUACCCAGCCACCGCUCUCGUCCUCUCGUGGCCGGCCAUCAACGUUUCCGGUCAGACGAAGCGUGCUGUCGGAAAUGCCAUGCAGAUUACCAUUGGCAACUUGGGAGCUGUACUUGGAACGCAGCUCUACCGUUCCAAUGAUGGACCGAGAUACUUCGUGGGCCAUUCUUUUGCACUGGGGUACCUCCUUGCAAACAUUGUUGUCUGUGGCAUCUUAUACGUCGUCCUUAAGCGUGAGAACACUAGGAGGGAUGCAAUCGCACCGGAAGUUCAAGCUAUUGGGGAUUUGGAGGACUGGCCUGGAGACAAGGAUCCCAGAUGGAGGUUCCAAUACUAA